Molecule: messenger RNA, 1092 nt
Organism: Tauraco erythrolophus (red-crested turaco)
Lineage: Eukaryota; Metazoa; Chordata; Aves; Musophagiformes; Musophagidae
Source: RefSeq, a predicted model, not a curated record
AUGCUGUCUUCAUCAUGUGGAUUCACUAGAGAAAUGAGCACCUUUGAUCAGCCAAGUAAAAUCAAAAACUUGUUUGUUUGCUGCCUGUGCCCCCCACGGGUGCUGAGGCUCUGGACUUGCAGGCGCCCAAGGACAAGGAGGAAUCUACUAGUGGGCACCGCGUGUGUGAUCUACCUGGGAUUCCUCGUCAGUCAAGUGGGUCACGUUUUACCGCAGCACAAAGGAAGACACCAAAAGAUCAGUUCCAGAAGUCUCCAAGAUGCAGCCCAAACUCCUUUUCUGGGCAUCCCACUGGAUGGCACCCUGUCACCACCCAAUUUCCAGGAACCUCAGCUGGGUAGCAAUGGGACCUUACUGCCACUCAAUGUAAUUUAUAUCACUCUGCGGUCCAAGCGCAGCAAGCCUGCCAAUAUCAGAGGCACGGUGAAGCCAAAGCGCAGGAAGAAACAUGCAACUCCUUUGUCCUACAGGCAACACUUUCCAAAAGUUGCUUUUAUGGGCCAGAAAGAGACCUUUGCCCAACAGCCAGGGAGGGCCACGGGUGCAAUAGGAGCAGCAAUAGCUCCAGAGGUGAGAAAGCACCAACUGGAUGAACAUGGGCAUAAAGGAAUGGCAACCAGGGAAAGGGGUCACUGGAGACCUGGGGGGAUUUCUGGAGCUAUAAAGGCACAGCCCCAGCCUGAGGAAAGCAAUAUCAGGAUUUACAGUGAGAGCUCUCCUCCUUGGCUGAGCAAAGAUGACAUCCUAAACAUGCGCAUGCUGGCAGAUUCUCGGAUAGAGAGCAUCCAAGAAGUACCUUCUCGCAAAGCAGUCCUGGUAGUAUUUGCAAGAGGUCCCAGCACCACAGGAACUGCUUGUAACCUGGGGCACUGUGGCAUCGUCAAAAGACCCCUCGACAUGAGCGAGGUAUUUGCCUUUCAUUUGGAUAGGAUAUUGGGACUGAACAGGAGCUUACCUUCUGUAAGCAGGAGAUCGGAGUUUUUCCAAGCGAAUGAAAGCGUGGAACAUGGUGCUGAUAAAAGAAGUACUGAUCCUAGCAAAGGAGAGAUUGAUGUUCCUAAUGAAACACUGGGCAACUGGGAGGGAAGUUAA